This is a messenger RNA of Pseudonaja textilis, 2346 nucleotides long. The record is from RefSeq and is a predicted model, not a curated record. NCBI's taxonomy places the organism in Eukaryota, Metazoa, Chordata, Lepidosauria, Squamata, Elapidae.
AUGAGGCGCACGAGUAAAAAUAGCCUCGGGCAUCCCCGCCCCACCCGUAGGCGUCGCCGUCCUGAGACCGCUUCCGCCCUCUCCUCGGUUCCUCACGCGGGCGGGGAGGCGGGUCCGCAGAAACAGCGCCCCCUCCCUUCGCCCUCCCGUUUUCCUCGGACCGCGCCGAAGCGGGAAUUCCUGCUGCGCCACAGCUCUGGGCGGCUCCUUCCUCCCUUUCGCAGGCCUAGGCCCUCCUGGAAGGUACUGGAGGCCCAGCAGAGGGGGAGCGGCCAGGGAAGGCCGGGCCUUGUUUACUUCCCGCCCUUCAGCACGUUGCGAGACACACGUCGCCAAGCUGGUUGGCCAAGGACGUUAGCCGCAAAAACGCACACAAGCGCGCGGGCGCGCGCGCGCGGAUACACUUGCUUCGUUGUUUCUGGCCGCCUCAGGAGGGGAGGCGAGGGGACAACAAGAAUUACUCGCUUUAAGCGUCCCAGGGAUUCGCUUUUAACGCCGCGAGGAAGUUGCAGUAAGAGCAAGGAGCGAAGGAAAGAGGAGAGGCCACCGGUGGGUAAUAGUCAGGCACGAAGAGUCAGGCCUCGCAUUUCAGAGGACCUAAAAAUAGGUUUUCUCAUCUCUGAUCAUGCCACCCAAACUGAGAUAAGUGAAGUAGGAGAUCUAAAACAGUCUACAGCAAUGACAAGAACUUUAUUAGAGUUUGCAUACUCUCUCUGUGAUGACUUUGCAAUGUAUAAAAAUAUUCUGAAAAUACAGUAUGAGGAAAAAAUACAGGAAUAUUCAUCCAAACUCUGGCUAGAGAUAACUGACCGACUGGAAGACAUUGACAAACUUUAUAAGCAGAAAGAAAUGAAAACACGUUAUAGCUACCAACAACAAUUAAGUGAUGCACUUGCUAUUCUUAAAAUGAACUAUUCGAAAUAUGCACAAGUUGAUGAACAAUGUAAAGUGGAUUUAUCAGCUGCAAAAAUAGAUAAGUUAAGGAGAAUCAUUGAUGAGCAAGCAGAUAAAAUUGAAUAUUUAACAGCGCUGUUAGAGGAAGAGAAAGACAUGAGAGAUGAAAAGCUUCAACGUGAAGGGUACGUUGAUGUGGAGUGGCAUCGGCAACAGAUGCGAGAGUUGAGAGAGCAAAUAAUUAGCCUGACUGAAAAAAACACAGAGCUUCAAGAAAUUGUGAAACUGGGAGUGAAAGAACAGACUAACUUAGAGAAUGAAAUGAAACUUUUGCAGAGCAAAAUGGAAAAAGAUACGAAGACCAUGGAAAAGUUUACAAAUGCUUAUGACUUACUGAAGGCAGAACUUGAGAGAGAGAGAGAAAGAGUGCAAGCAAAAAUUCAGGAACUAAAAGAAGCUCAAGAUGCUCUCUCAAAAUUAAAAGAAACUGGAGCUCAGCCAAUAGCAAAGAAAGCCUCCGAUCUGGAAGAAAAAAUGAAAAAGGGAAGAAAAAAAAGCUUGAAAGGGAAAACUAGCAAAGAAACAGCCAGUAAAGAGCCAGCUCUUAAACCAGCAACCACCAAAGGUGCAGCCCUCGAAGAUGCAGCUCUCAAAGAAGCAGCCACCAAAGAAGCAGCCACCAAAGGAGAUGGGACAAGUGAAAUUUUGGAUGAGGCGGCUGAGAGAAAAGCAUUAUAUAAUGAAAUAAAGAGGCUUAAGAAAGCUGAAGAGCAAGCAAGAUUGUAUGUAGAGAGACUUCAGAAGGAAUUAAGAGACUUGAAUCAAUCUUGGGAAUUAAAGUUUGAUAUUCUAAAGAGAAGCCUGCAUGCUAUUAAGAAUGAGAUGUAUCUUAGACAAUCACUGCAGCAAUCGGUGAAAUUCAGACGCCCAUUACUAAAUGAAAGGAAAGCUUUGCCUAUACACAUCCAGAAUCGAGUUCAGAAUCCUCCACAUAAACGCCGUUGGAUCUCUAGUAGUUUGUAUAUGCAGUAUUCUCCUCUGCCAGAGAUAACUGCUGAGAUAGACAUUGAGCCAAGUGAAGAAGAUCAAAAUGAUGCUAACAAUCCAGUUACAACUGCAAUACCCAAUGCUUUAACACAAGAUGAGGAAAGGCUUGAACUGUCGAGGUUACCAUCCUCACCUCUUGUGUCCCCUGAACACUGAUGUAGGUUGGAAUCCUCUACCAUAUCUGGAACAAUUGUCUGUACCAAAAAGGUUGAAUGCUUUCAGUUUUUCUAAAGCUUAGAAGGAACCAAAAACAGAUGGCCAAAUAAGAAACCAUUGCUCCUGAGAGCAGUGCUUGAGCAUUUUCUGCCCAAAUGUCACAUUGAUAGAAGUAAGUCAAGAUAUUUCUGGAGCACUGCUUCUAACUGUUAAGAGCAUUGGAGUGCUUUUCCUGCUUCAAAAAUAAAU